AUGGAGGAACUAGCUCGGAAGUAUGACGACAAGUACAAGGCGGCUCAGCUGUCGGCUGGGAAGCUGGCAGCAGAGGAGCGAGCACUGCAGCAGAUGCAGGAGAAGGCUCACAUCAUCAUGAACGCAACGUCAAGGCUGGACCGAGGAGGCGACCCCAACCAGCUGCUGCAGGACAAGGCAGACCGCCUGGCUCUGGAGGUGGAGGAGAUGCGCAAGGCAGUGUUCGCGCAUGCCACUGCCAUUGGGCUCAAAGUUCGGCCCCUUGUGGGAUCUGAAACUCCCUUUGGCUGGCAGGCGAAUCUUCAGGAGAAAGCAACAGACUGGGACGACGAGUGGGACGACGUGCAGUUUGAAGGGUUGGUGGUGGUGCGGGAUAUUGGAGACACUCCCCUGGCUGUAAACGAAGACCCGUUUCCCAGGCCGAAAUCCAAGGAGCAGGAGGAGAAGGGCGGGGCUGCGGCGUCAGCAGCGGCUGAAACUGGCAAGGGAGAAGGGGAGGAGGAGGGUGGGGGAGAGGGAGAGGUGGAGGAUGGGAAGAGGGGAGAGGGGAUGGCAGCAGACGGGGUUGAUGGUGCUGCGAAUACGGGAGGGGGAGGCCCAGGAGAUGCCAAGGAGAACGAGGAGAAGGAGCAGCAUGAGAAGGAGAAGGAGGAGGAGAAGAAGAGGAAGAAGAAGGAAAAGAGCAUGGGUUCGGCCCCUUCGGGUCCAUCUGACUUCUUCUCUCCGGAGGAGGAUGAGGAUGCGGAUUCGAAUGAGGCUAUGAUUGGCGUGCAGAGGCACGGGGAGGGGGAUGAGGACGAGGAGGAGGAGGAGGAGGAGGUGGAGGAAAUUGAGAUGGAUUCGACUCCUGUACUGCAGAUUACAGCAGGAGGCGAGGGAGAGGGAGAGGGCCGGGGGAGCAAGGACGGGAUGAUGGAGGGGGUGGUUGCAGGAGGAGCAGAAGGGGCAGGAGCGGAGAAAACCCAGGAAGCAGAAGCAGGAGCCGGAGGGAAGGAAGGAGAGAGAGAGAGGGGCAGGAGAUCGAUGGGGAGACGCCAGCAGUGCAAGAGGAGAGUGCAGCAUCGGCCUCUCCUGGUGAUUCCAAGGAGAUUCUUGGCUUCCCCUUCCAAGGCUGUCUCUGCUGCAGCAUCCACCAGCAGUAGAGCGUCAACUACUGCUUCUCCCUUCAACCCCGCUUCGGUGGCCAAGAGCCUGGCUGCUGCUAAUGCUGCUGCUGCAGCAAGCGCUGCUUCUGGAACGCCUGAUUCCACCCCUGCUGGUGUUGCUGCUGGUGGCGCUGCUGCUGCCUCGUCAGCAGGGAAGUCCCCACCCUCGGCCACGUCUGUCCGCCGAACCUUAGAUCUAGGUUCGGUGGAUUCCCCACAGCAAGACAGCACGGCGAGUGGAGCGAGCAGCGCAGGAGGCUUGGGUUUUGGUUCGGUGAUGACGGCUGGUCCGGGAGGGAGGUACGGAGAAGGAGCAGGGGCAGGGGCAGGGGCAGGAGCAGGAGCAGGAGCGGGGGCAGUAGCAGGAGGAGGAAGGGAUGGGUAUGGAGAGGGAGAGGAGGUGUCACGGCCCUACACUGCCCAUGGGCUUGUGUCAGCAGAUAUGGUUGAGAGCGAUUCGGAGAGUGACAGUGGAAGAAAGGGCUAUGGAUCUCGGGGGAGGGAAAGGGACGAGGAGGAGGACGAACAAGAAGCAGAUUCGAGUGACACUGCUGCACCGGCUGCUGGCAUCCCAGCAGCAGCAACAGCUGCUGCUGCCGCCGCCGCUGCCGCUGCUGCCGCUGCUCCCGCUGCCGCCUUCGGCCUAUCUCCCAGUGCGGACAGUGACGGUGGUGCUGCAGUAACAGAGACCAAAUCCGGGUCCUUCGCCUUUGAUUUCUCAGCAGAGCCGGAGGACCCGUUCGGCUCUUCUGCAGCAGCAGGAGCAGAAGACCCUUCGGACUCCGCGUCUCCCUUCCCCACCUCGUUUAGCACUGAGGGGCGACGGAGGAGUGGAAACGACGAGGCUCAAUCGCCCCUUACGCACGCCGCUGCGGGACAGGAGGAUAGUCCCGUCCACUCCGGACAGCAGCAGCAGCAGCUGGGGGGUGCUGCAGGCACGUUUGAGUCCUCGCCGUUUCACGCCAAGCCGGUUGAUGCCACACCAUUUGAUGAUGCCUCUCAGUUUGACCAGGGUUUCAACCCAGAAGCUGCCCGAGACCCGAGUUUCGGCCGCGAUUCGAGCUUUGGCCGCAACCCGAGCUUCUCCAGGGAUUCAAGCUUCAAGGGGUACAGGGGGAGCAUAUUCGAUUCUGCGACUGGUGCUGCGAGCUUCAAGGGUGGUUUUGACGCGAGUGCGUUCGAUUCUGCCACUGGCACUGCGAGUUUCAAGGGGGGUUUCGAUGCGAGUGCGUUCGACCAGCAUUACGGGGGAGUGGGGGCGUUUGACCAGAACUAUGGUGCGGGCGGUGCUGCUCUCGACACCUCCUCUUCCUUCCGCUCCUCCGUGGAUUCCCCAUCCGGCCCUCAAGCUCGGUCUGGCGAGUUCCAUCCCGGCCAGUUCCAAUCCUUUGCCAGUGGCUUCGACGACCAUUUCGACUCGAAUCCCUACGGUGCAAGUGCGGGGACUAUGGCAGGAGGAAGAGGAGGAAGGGGAGAGGAAGAGGAGGCUGGAAAUGCAGCAGCCGAGCGCAUUCACCACGGCGAUGCCCUUUCUCGAGCCAUCAUUGAUGGGUUUCUUGAUGACCCCACACUCAUCGAUUUCAGUUUUCCCGACCAAAUAUGUGGCACAUGGCACCACAACUACACUCGCAUGCACCAGCAAAUCCGGGCAGCCAGCAAAAAUCCUUCCUCUGCCCCGCUGCCCGACACGCCGCCCGUGAAAUUUCUCACCUUUGACGGCCUCAGCCACUGCGACAGCCUCGGGGAGACCCUCAUGGGGCUGACGUCAGCGUUCACUGUAGCUAUCCUCACUAACAGAGCCUUCGUUAUAAAGCACCCGUGCAUCCCCGUGGCGUUUGAACCUGCGCUGAUCGACUGGCAGCCAACAGAAGACGUAGGAUUCGAGCCGGUCAGGAAUGAAACUUUUCCAUUGGACCCUCCUGACCGGGCAGUCAAGCCUCCAAUAGGAGCAAGCGACAUUGUGGAAAUUAAUUUGGAAUUACAUCCCGAGGCGCACCCGGAAAAGGUGUUUCCGCAGGUGGAAGCUGCGCGGAACUUGCGUGUGGUGUGGCAUAAAGACCUGCUGGUGCAUAUGCUGAAGGGGGCGAAUGGGUCGGUGUGGGGGGAGAGACUCAUGGGCAUGGGUAUCAGGAUCCCGUACGCGUUCGGCUGCUUUGUGCGAUACCUGCUGAGGCCCAAGCCGGAGGUGUGGCACAGGAUGCAGCCGUUUGAGAAGCAGCUGAGGGGGGACAAGGUGGUGAGCAUCGGCCUGCACGUGAGGCACUUCGGCCGCGGAUCCCUCCCGCCCAACACCACCAUCAGCUCGGACGAUUUGAGGAGAGCCGUGAACGACAUUAUGAUGCCUGCCAUCAAGUGCGCAAAGGAUGUGGAAAACUGGUGGUACCCGCCAUUCCUGAAUGUGAAGUGGCUCGUUAUUAGUGAUUCACUGCAACUCAAACAGAAGGCCAUCGAAGUGAACGAGUCAAAG
Molecule: messenger RNA, 3612 nt
Organism: Closterium sp. Naga37s-1
Lineage: Eukaryota; Viridiplantae; Streptophyta; Zygnematophyceae; Desmidiales; Closteriaceae
Source: the annotation of a GenBank genome assembly